AGGAAGCAGGACGGUGGGCGGAAGCAGUGCACUCAAACCCAGGUACAGCUUCACAGACGUCUCUUUCCUCCGAUUUCUCAUCCACAACGUAGUACGUUUUGGUUUUUGGUGUUGUCUUGAAUUUCGAUAAGCAUUUCAUUCUGGAUAAGAAGGCGAAAUACCGUCAGAAUUACAAAUAAAUUGGAUUACAUAACAUUAUAUUUCUUCACUUACUUCAGACCAGAGGCACAAGAUAAGCAUCAGGCAUCAAGAGUAAUCCUCAAUUAGUUGUACAACCAUCUUUAAUGUAUUCUGUUCAGCAUAAUCAGCUUCUCCAACAACUAACCCAACUAACAUGCGGCGUCGUCGCGACCGUCACGAAUACCAGAGUUCGCCCAAGAAAACUCAAGUUAAACGCUAAAUCGACCCAACAACAGCAACAACGCCACAAUUUUUUGCCCCCUUCCGCCGCCGCCGCGGCUGGAGAACUUGGUCAUAAUGCAAAUUCAUCAUCAACUGGAGAAAAUUUACCGUCUGGAAUCUCGAAUAAAAAUCUUCUCGGACCGCUCCUCUCCGCACAGUUCUCAAAAUUAGGACUCACCGAGUUCAAAACGGAUGCAGAGUUUAAUCAAGUCGUUACCCUCUUGGCGGACAGGGUCAUUAACAAGGCGAACACUGGACAGAAUUAUAACUCAUCGGUAAAGGAUAAAUUUCGAAGUGAAGAACAAUUCAGAUUGGUUAACCAGAUUUGGGAGGAUGUCGUCCAAACCGUCAACGUCGACUUCCCCUCAUCCAUGACUGGAUGGUCGGACAAGUAUUUAAAAACAGUGAUGCUGAAGCAGGUCAAAUCUGUGGAGAGGUCAUCCUCCCGUGAGGAAUUUGCUUCCUCACCGUAUCUCAGAUUCAGCAAGAACGGUCUAUUCGACCUGGACAAGAGGUUUCUCCACCCCACGAACGGUGGUCUUUAUCAAGCUGUCCCAUUCCGCACCUUCAAAACACAACGAGACCUGGACGCGGCGAGAGAGAGGAAUCCAAGCUUGUUGGCACGUGUCAAGGACAAGUUUUUUCCUGGCAAGGAUUCAACAACGCCUGGCGGACCGGGUGCUCCUUUAAGCAGUGAUAAGUUGAAAGCAAUGGUGGCAGAUCUACCUCAAAAUGAUGCCGACAAGUUGAAAAUCGCAUUUGCUGAGGGAUACAUGUCUGGGACGGGAGGUGGUGGGAGUGGGCAGGGUGAAAAAGGCAGAGCUUAUCGCUGGUUGAGGACACUCCAACAAAUCUUGGCGAUUGCGGUGUUUACUGCGAUUCUGGCUUCGUUAAUGGGAUCUUUUGGGAGUGGAAUGUUCCGAGUUAGUGUAGGAAAUGGGAACGAGGUUCAACCGGAAGACAUCAAUGUUACUUUUGAUGAUGUUAAAGGGGUGGACGAAGCAAAGCAAGAACUUCAAGAUAUCGUUGAAUUUCUCAAAAACCCUGCUAGAUUUGUCGCACUGGGUGGAAAGUUACCGAAAGGGGUGCUACUCGUUGGACCGCCAGGAACCGGAAAGACUUUGUUGGCAAGAGCGGUCGCUGGCGAGGCUGGUGUCCCAUUUUUCCACGCGGCUGGUCCCGAGUUUGACGAAAUCCUUGUGGGGCAGGGAGCCCGAAGAGUGCGAGACUUGUUUAAGGCUGCCAAACUAAAAGCCCCAUGUGUCGUAUUUAUCGACGAGAUUGACUCUGUUGGUGCAAAGCGGACAAACUCUGUCCUUCAUCCCUACGCUAAUCAGACGAUUAACCAACUCCUCUCUGAAAUGGACGGAUUUCGUCAAAACGAGGGCGUCAUCGUUCUCGGAGCUACAAAUCGUCGCGAAGAUUUGGACAAAGCGCUCCUUCGACCGGGUCGAUUCGACGUCGAGGUUCCCGUUCCCGCCCCAGAAUAUCAAGGUCGCAAAGACAUCUUGGAACUGUACCUGAGCAAGGUAAAGAUUGGGAAUGAUGUCGACGUGGAACUCUUGGCGAGGGGAACGACUGGUUUCACGGGGGCAGAUUUGGAAAAUAUGAUUAAUCAGGCCGCACUCAAAGCAGCGAUUGACGGAGCGGACAGCGUGUCCAAGAAACAUUUGGAUUUCGCUAGAGAUAAAGUGAUCAUGGGCCCAUCCCGAAAGAACCGUAUCCCAGACGAGGAAACGAAUAAAAUCACAGCCUAUCAUGAAGCAGGACAUGCAAUUGCAUCAUAUUUUACCAAAGAUUCUAAUCCAAUUCACAAAGUAACGAUAAUCCCUCGCGGCGCUUCGCUCGGACAUACCGCCUACAUCCCGGACAAGGAGCAGUACCACGUCACCAAGUCACAACUCAUGGCGUUGAUGGACACCAUGAUGGGAGGCCGAGCUGCGGAAGAGUUAAUUUUUGGCGUGGAUAAAAUCACGUCGGGUGCCUCGUCGGAUUUGAAGCAAGCCACCUCUAUCGCGACACACAUGGUGAAAGAGUGGGGAAUGUCGGAUAAGGUUGGACUUCGCACGGUUGAAGACAGCAGCAAAGCCUUGGUCGCCGUGAAUGACCUCGGCCCACAAACGACGGAAUUAAUCGACGCAGAAAUUAAACGCCUCCUCGCAGAGUCCUAUGAAAGAGCAAAGUUUAUAUUGAAAUCGCACGCGAAAGAGCAUAAAGCUUUGGCCGAAGCGUUGAUGAUGUAUGAAACUUUGGACGCGGAAGAUGUCAAGGCCAUCCUCGCCGGUCAACCACCCCCAGUCCCACAUCACAAAAAGGAAAAAAUUCUUCUCCCUGCUACAAAACCCACCACGACGGGAGGAAUAAGCCCACCCGGCGGUCCGAAACAACGGCUACAUCCCUGCUAAAACGUCAACAUGCAGCAAUUUAUAUUAUGUUUUAUCUCGAAUGAAGGAAGGAAAUCGUUGUAUUUUGCGUUUUAACGAAGAAAACAUUGACAGCGUGACCUAAAUAAUGUUAAAUUCGUGCUAUUAAUAAUAUCCUAUCUCUGAAAUUGUGUCGUGUUUUGCUAAAAUUAGAAAAACAACAUUAAAGCUGUCGCGUAUUUACCAAAAAAUGAUUGUAAAAUUCUUUAGACUGGAUUUUUUCGUAGAGAUCUGCUGACUCUGGGUUAAAAAUAUGAAUGAAUAAUCCUUGUUGGAGAGUCCUCAAUUAGUCAAUUAUUUACUAUUUAUGACGGUCAAUUAUUAUUUAUGACUGACACUGAAAUAAUUAAGAAGCUAAUUAUAACGCAUUUAACACUUUCUUGAGUUAAUUGUCCUAAAUGAGCGGUCCCGUUUUGUAGGACAAUUUUUUGUUCUAAUAUUAGUAUCAUUUUAGAUGUAAAUUAUCUACGUAGUGCUAAAAUUUAGCAAAUUCUAUCUAUGCAAAAUGGAAAUAUAAAUCCGUUAAAUAUGCAAUUAUAUUUAUGUAACUAGACGUAAGUCCAUUAUUUAGUGGUACACAUUUUCCAAAAACUAGUAGUAGUCUUCAGCUAGGCGAAAUUUUAAAUAUCCAUUAUCUUUUGAAAUGCUUAUUUAAGUUCAAGUAUUUUAAAACGCCAAAACCAAACUGAAUAAUUAAAUACGAGAUGCGUAACUGCUACUUGCCGUGAAAUUGAGAAAUCAUAAAAAUCUUGUCAAUUAAUUAUCAAGUAAAAUGAUUAAUAAAUUAAAUUAGUAGAAAUAUCAUAA
Folsomia candida is the source of this 3632-nucleotide messenger RNA. RefSeq names its product ATP-dependent zinc metalloprotease YME1L (gene YME1L). NCBI's taxonomy places the organism in Eukaryota, Metazoa, Arthropoda, Collembola, Entomobryomorpha, Isotomidae. The transcript has 16 exons. The record is from RefSeq and is a predicted model, not a curated record. Gene Ontology annotation, molecular function: metalloendopeptidase activity; ATP hydrolysis activity; ATP binding. Gene Ontology annotation, biological process: mitochondrion organization; protein quality control for misfolded or incompletely synthesized proteins. The coding region runs from base 285 to 2807 and encodes 840 amino acids. Gene Ontology annotation, cellular component: mitochondrial inner membrane.